UUCUUUAAGAACACCACUAAUCUCUCUCUCUCUCUCUGUGCGAACGAUGUUCAUCUAUUUCUGCUCAUCCUCAUAUUGAAAUUUGGAUCGCAUAGAUCCUGACAGAUAUGGGAACGCCGGUAAACAUCAUAGUUGGAUCACAUGUUUGGGCAGAGGAUUCAGAAGUUGCGUGGGUUGAUGGCGAAGUUAAAGAAAUCCAUGGCAGAGAUGCCACCAUUAUUACCACAACUGGGAAGACUAUAGUUGCAGACAUUUCCAGUAUGUACCCAAAAGACACAGAAGCACCACCAGCAGGGGUUGACGACAUGACUAAGUUGGCUUACCUCCAUGAGCCGGGAGUCCUGCAUAACCUAGCCUGUCGGUUUGCUCUUAAUGAGAUAUAUACUUACACUGGGAACAUUCUAAUAGCGGUGAAUCCGUUCCAGAGACUGCCACACUUGUAUGAAAUCCACAUGAUGGAGCAGUACAAAGGAACUGCUUUUGGGGAGCUAAGUCCACACCUUUUCGCUGUUGCAGACACUUGUUACAGGGCAAUGAUAAACGAACAAGGAAGCCAGUCAAUUCUGGUUAGUGGGGAGAGUGGUGCUGGUAAAACAGAGACAACAAAAAUGCUCAUGAGAUAUCUCGCGUUCAUGGGGGGCAGAUCAGGUACAGAAGGAAGAACAGUAGAACAACAGGUUUUAGAGUCCAACCCAGUCUUGGAGGCAUUUGGGAAUGCCAAAACUGUGAAAAACAACAAUUCGAGUCGUUUUGGUAAAUUUGUAGAGAUCCAAUUUGAUAACAAUUGGAAAAUCUCUGGAGCUGCAAUUCGUACAUAUCUUCUCGAAAGAUCACGUGUUUGCCAAGUCUCGGACCCAGAGAGAAAUUACCAUUGUUUUUACAUGCUUUGUGCGGCACCAGCGGAGGAUAUCAACAGGUACAAGUUAGGGGACCCAAGAACAUUUCACUAUCUUAAUCAAUCCUCCUGUUAUGAAGUAGCAAAUGUAGAUGAUGCAAGAGAGUAUUUGGAAACCAGAAAUGCUAUGGAUGUUGUUGGGAUCAGCCAGGAAGAGCAGGAUGCAAUAUUCCGAGUGGUUUCUGCAAUCCUCCAUCUUGGGAACAUUGACUUCAUCAAAGGGGAUGAAGUUGAUUCUUCCAAAUUAAAAGAUGAUAAAUCAUUCUAUCAUCUCCAAACAGCAGCAGAGCUACUCAUGUGUGAUAAGAAGGCUUUAGAAGACUCGCUUUGCAAGCGUGUCAUAGUGACUCCUGAUGGUAACAUUACAAAACCGCUGGAUCCGGACUCAGCUACAUUAAGUCGUGAUGCCCUGGCAAAGACAGUUUACUCCAGACUGUUCGAUUGGAUUGUGGAUAAGAUAAACAGUUCAAUUGGUCAGGAUCCAAAUUCGUCAAGCUUAAUAGGAGUCCUUGAUAUUUAUGGGUUUGAAAGCUUCAAGAUCAACAGUUUUGAGCAGCUAUGUAUCAACCUAACAAAUGAAAAGCUGCAACAACAUUUUAAUCAGCAUGUGUUCAAGAUGGAGCAAGAAGAGUACACAAAGGAUGAAAUUAACUGGAGCUACGUAGAAUUUGUAGAUAACCAGGAUGUUUUGGAUCUUAUCGAGAAGAAACCUGGGGGCAUAAUUGCUCUUCUUGAUGAAGCCUGUAUGUUCCCCAAGUCAACCCAUGAGACAUUUGCACAGAAGAUGUAUCAGACAUAUAAAGGACAUAAGCGCUUCAAAAAGCCAAAACUUGCUCGAACGGACUUCACAGUUAACCACUAUGCUGGAGAUGUCACAUACGAAGCAGACCAUUUUCUUGAUAAAAACAAGGACUACGUAGUGGCAGAACAUCAAGCUCUUUUAAAUGCCUCCACAUGCUCAUUUGUUGCAAAUCUAUUCCCUCCACUACCUGAGGAGACAUCAAAACAAUCCAAGUUUUCUUCCAUAGGUACCCGUUUCAAGCAACAACUACAAGCUUUAAUGGAGACACUUAGCACGACAGAACCACAUUAUAUCAGAUGUGUUAAGCCCAAUACAGUUUUGAAGCCCGGAAUUUUUGAGAAUGUCAAUGUAUUAAACCAGCUGAGAUGUGGUGGUGUGCUAGAGGCUAUAAGGAUUAGUUGUGCUGGAUAUCCAACAAAAAGAACAUUUGAUGAGUUCCUUGACCGCUUUGGCUUGUUGGCUCCUGAUAUUCUGGAUGGAUCUGAUGAAAAAUCAGCAUGUAUUGCCAUAUGUGACAGGAUGGGCCUGAAGGGAUAUCAGAUUGGAAAAUCAAAGGUGUUUCUUAGAGCUGGUCAGAUGGCUGAAUUAGAUGCACGCAGAACGAAAAUUUUGGCUGAUUCUGCCAGAUGUAUUCAAAGGCAAAUCCGAACACAUCUAACCAGAAAGGAGUUCAUUGCCGUGCGAAGGGCUGCUAUUCACUUGCAGAAACUUUGGAGAGGACAACUUGCACGUAAGAUGUAUGAGCAGAUAAGGAAGGAAGCUGCUUCAAUACGUAUACAAAAACAUCUACGCGCUCACACAGCAAGGAAGUCCUACAUAAAAUUUCAGGCUGUAUCAAUCGUCAUCCAAACUGGUUUACGAGCUAUGGCAGCCCGAAAUGAUCAUCGAAACAGGAAAAGAACCAAGGCUGCAAACAUUAUUCAGACUAAUUGGCGAAGAUUUGAAGCUGUUUCUGAAUAUAAACACCAGCGAAAGGCAACUCUAACUCUUCAAUGUCUCUGGAGAGCAAAGGUAGCGAGGAGGGAGCUUAGAAAGCUUAGAAUGGCUGCACGAGAAACGGGAGCUCUUAAGGCAGCUAAGGACAUGCUGGAGAAGCGUGUUGAAGAGCUAACAUGGCGACUGGACUUUGAAAAGCACUUGAGGAUUAGAUUAGAGGAAGAAACUGAGAGAAUAGAGAAAGAUUCAAAACUGCAGAAAAAUGCUCUGCUCACUCUCAAAGUCUGA
Molecule: messenger RNA, 2921 nt
Organism: Prunus mume (Japanese apricot)
Lineage: Eukaryota; Viridiplantae; Streptophyta; Magnoliopsida; Rosales; Rosaceae
Source: RefSeq, a predicted model, not a curated record